This is a messenger RNA of Coccinella septempunctata (seven-spotted ladybird), 547 nucleotides long. RefSeq lists its product as uncharacterized. The coding region runs from base 91 to 444 and encodes 117 amino acids. The transcript is spliced from 3 exons. Lineage: Eukaryota; Metazoa; Arthropoda; Insecta; Coleoptera; Coccinellidae. The record is from RefSeq and is a predicted model, not a curated record.
AAAGUCAUAAAACACAAUUCGUCAGGGAUUUUUAUUAGUUAAUGAAAUUUUGUACUGCUGAACACCAGCAAGAAUAUUGCAAAUAAAAAUAUGAAUUUCGAUCUUGCUCUCUUACUCACUAUGUCCAUGGUGUUGAUGACUCUUGGUCAGAAAGAUAAGGGAACAGACAAUGGGAGUACAUUUCAGAAAAGUAUGGAUGAGAUCCUCUCAACCUUCUCUACUCAGAUUAUGCCGAUAGUUGGAGCCAAAAAAUCAACCUUGGUGAAGAUAAUAGAUGAACACAGAAAGCCGCUGAAAGAUAACUUGGAAGAACUUAGGGAAAAGAUGAACGAACGAAUAAUGGCCAUCGGCUUUGAAGUACUCGAAAAAGGUCUGGACUUCGCCGAAAUCCUGCAGAACAUGACCAGCAAGAUCAAAAAGGACGUCCUCCACUUGAAAAAAUAAAGACUGGCCCCAUCCCUUCCCCGGAAAUCAAACAUACAAUUUUCAAAAAACUUUUAUUGUAAUCCAAACUGACAAUAAACAAUAAACGAUUCUGAAGUUAAAA